Molecule: messenger RNA, 1680 nt
Organism: Zingiber officinale
Lineage: Eukaryota; Viridiplantae; Streptophyta; Magnoliopsida; Zingiberales; Zingiberaceae
Product: shaggy-related protein kinase GSK2-like
Exons: 8
Coding region: 23-784 (253 amino acids)
Biological process (GO): signal transduction; protein phosphorylation
Cellular component (GO): cytoplasm
Molecular function (GO): ATP binding; protein serine/threonine kinase activity
Source: RefSeq, a predicted model, not a curated record
UUCUGUUAGUUUCGUAGCCCAGAUGCAAGGUAGCUCCUCCUCCACCGACUUCCUUGUUCGUCCCCCUUUCCACUGUCAGUUUCACCUCGUUCAUUAUCGGAAAAAGAGGAAUUUUCAAGAUGCAUCCUUUAUGGAGGAGAGUGAUCCAGUAAACGGUCAUAUCAUUUCUACUACAAUAGGAGGCAAGAAUGGUGAACCCAAACAGACGACCAUAAGCUACGUGGCUGAGCGUGUUGUUGGAACUGGUUCAUUUGGAAUUGUAUUCCAGGCAAAAUGUUUGGAAGCAGGGGAGACUGUUGCCAUAAAGAAGGUUUUGCAGGAUCGGAAGUACAAAAACCGUGAGCUACAGCUGAUGCGCUCGAUGGAUCAUCCAAAUGUGAUCUCCCUGAGGCAUUUUUUUUACUCCACCACUAGGAGAGAUGAGCUUUUUCUUAACCUGGUUAUGGAGUAUGUGCCAGAAACUCUAUAUGGUGUUCUAAGGCAUUACAGAAGUGUGAAUCAGCGGAUGCCACUGAUCUAUGUGAAGCUUUAUACCUAUCAGCUAUUCAGGGGACUAGCUUAUAUUCAUACAGUUCCUGGUGUUUGCCAUAGAGAUGUUAAGCCACAAAAUGUUUUGGUAGAUCCUCUCACUCACCAAGUCAAGCUAUGUGAUUUUGGAAGCGCAAAAGUAUUGGUAUGCUUCUAUUGUUUGUGUAUUUGUGUGCAUAUAACAAAAAAAAAAUGUCAUGCUACAAAGGAAUUAGUACUUUGGCAUCAUGAAAUGUUUGCCAUUUUGAGGAAAUGAAAAUAUAUAAAUGCAAGGUUAAUUAUUCUAGAAGCACAUUGGAGAAAGAAUUUUGUUUCUUCGUUAUCAUUUAUCUCGCUAUACGGGGUCUCGGAGAAAGAUUCAUUGUACACAGCCUUACCCUGCUUUUUACAAGAGGCUAUUUCCAAAAUUCGAACUCGUGACCUUUUGGUCACAAAGUAACAAUUUUAUCGUUGCGCCAAGGCUCCCCUUCUUGUUGGUCUAGCUUGUUGAGAUAAUAAAAGUAUGCUUUCUUUUGUAUCCAAUUGUUCAUAUUAUAGUAAUAAAAGGAUGUUGGAAAGUAAUACUCUCUCCUGUUUCCCUUUAAGUCCUCGGUACUCCGACUCGUGAGGAGAUUCGGUGCAUGAAUCCUAACUAUACAGAGUUCAAGUUUCCACAGAUUAAAGCCCAUCCAUGGCACAAGAUAUUCCAUAAAAGAAUGCCUCCAGAAGCGAUAGACCUUACUUCACGCCUUCUCCAAUAUUCUCCAAGCUUUCGGUGCAGUGCUGUAAGUUUUGCUCCAUCUCAAAAGAAGUUGAUUGAGAGUGCUUUGGUAGAAUAGAAAGUUGUAAGAUGUAGUUGAAUUGUCUAGGCUUUGUAAAAUGUAGUUGAAUUGUCUAGGCUUUGUAAAAUGUAGUUGAAUUCUAUAUUCAUUUGGAAGCAUGUGCUCAUCCCUUCUUUGAUGAGCUCCGAGAUGCAAAUACAAGGUUGCCAAAUGGUCGUCCACUGCCUUCUCUUUUCAACUUCAAGCAAGAACUGGCUGGUGCAUCGCUGGAGAUCAUCGACAAGCUGAUUCCAGACCAUGUGAAGGGGCAACCCUAAACACAUCAAGCAUUGCCCUUGCAUUUGACAAAAGAGAGCAACAAACUGCAGUUUUAUUGUCAACGAGAAAGACU